AAUGAACAUUUUCGUUUUUGCGCCAGAAAUCGAAGGUAUUCUCUUUUUAAAGUUGAGAAAUAGAAAGAGGAUUUAGAAAAGUAGGGUUUUGAAAUUCAUGGCGGAGGAAGCCCCGAAUUCCGACAUCGAAGGUCCAAACGUCGUCCAGAAUCAGAAUUCCGCUGAAGCAACCAUCGAAUCGGAGUUACAAGGAGGCACAGAGUCUACGUGCAACAAUGCCGAGAGCUCGACCAUCUCGUCCGGCUGCGAACGGGAGAAGUCUCUUGAGUACGCCGAAGAGUUGAUGGAGCUCGGUUCAAAGGCCGCAAAAGAACGGGACUACGCCGAGGCCACUGAUUACUACAGUCGUGCUUUAGAAAUAAGGGUCGCGCAUUUUGGUGAAUUGGCACCGGAAUGUGUGAAUGCUUAUUAUAAGUAUGGAUGUGCGUUGCUUUAUAAAGCACAAGAAGAGGCGGAUCCUCUUGGCGCUGUGCCGAAGAAAGAAAGCGAAGUGAAGGCAGAUUCCGACAAGGAUGGAUCUGUUGAGAGUGGAGCAACUGGUGAACCCUCUGCAACUCCUGCUGCGAGUAAGGCGGGAGAAGCUGCUACUUCAAGCACUCAUCUGGAAAAAGAGAAUGAACUGGAGACUGACGGCUUUUCCCCUUCUCCAGAAAGAACUGAAGCGAAAGAUGUGGAAGAAGAUGAAGAGGAAACUGACAGUGAAGACGUAGCUGAAGCUGAUGAGGAUGAAUCUGACCUGGAUUUGGCAUGGAAAAUGUUGGAUGUUGCCAGGGCAAUUGUUGAAAAGCACUCUGAGGACACAAUGGAGAAGGUAGACAUAUUGUCAGCAUUGGCAGAAGUUGCUUUGGAAAGAGAGGAUGUUGAAACUUCGCUUAGUGAUUACCUGAAGGCCCUCUCGAUCUUGGAACGCCUUGUUGAACCAGACAGUCGACAUAUAGCUGAACUAAACUUUAGGUUAUGUCUGUGUUUGGAAAUUGGUUCUAAACCUGAGGAAGCAAUUCCCUAUUGCAAAAAGGCUAUCUCCAUUUGCAUCUCUAGGUUGGAGCGGCUUACUAAAGAGGCAAAGGAGUUGGCAGACUCAACCUCAAAAGCAGCUGAUUCAGAAUCAGACCGAACUCUUCAACACUGUUCUAGUACAUCCAAGUCGGUCAUAUCUGCCACUGCCAAAGAAUCAGAGAUUGAAACACUCUCUGGUCUCUCUGAUGAACUAGAAAAGAAACUUGAAGAUCUACACCAGCUUGUUUUGAACAAAAAAUCUUUGCUUUCAGAUCUCAUGUAUAUGAUGGCUGCAAAGGACAUUGAAAAAACUGCAGCUACUGCUGCUGCUUCUGUACAAAUGAGCUCUUCUCAGAUGGGAACUGCUAAUAGCACUGGGGGUGUUGAUUCUUCAACUGUUUCCACAGCUCACACUAAUGGUUCUGCUGGAGUAACACAUCUUGGAGUGGUGGGAAGAGGAGUCAAGCGAGUCCUAAUGGACCCAAGCACCUCCAACUCCAAUCCUGUGAAAAAACCUUCUGUAGAGCCUUCACAAAAUAACACUGAUGGCAAUGCUUCUUGAAGGUCCUUACAUUUGAAUCUUGGUAUUGGAACAAUAUUCUGUGUAGAGAUUUAAAAUUGGUGGUAACAUAUGUCGUUAGUUCUCUAUGUUGUUAUUUGGUCCUUGAUGCAAGAAAGUAGUUUUGGCCUUGUCUGAGAAUAGCUGUGAGACAAUGAAAAACUGACUGCUUUAUUCCUGCAGCUUGUAGAUCAUCCUUGCGGCCCAUGAUUGCAUGUUUGCACUACAUUGUCAUUUUCAAUGUUUUGUGAUGAUUACUA
Messenger RNA from Coffea arabica (coffee), 1815 nucleotides. RefSeq lists its product as uncharacterized. Gene Ontology annotation, molecular function: histone binding. Gene Ontology annotation, cellular component: nucleoplasm. Gene Ontology annotation, biological process: CENP-A containing chromatin assembly; DNA replication-dependent chromatin assembly. Lineage: Eukaryota; Viridiplantae; Streptophyta; Magnoliopsida; Gentianales; Rubiaceae. The record is from RefSeq and is a predicted model, not a curated record.